AUGACAUUAUUCAAUGGUGAGAAUCUAACGGAAUUCAUUGGAAAACCAAAAAUCUUCAUAAUUCAGGCAUGCCGUGGUAAACAGUAUGGUGGCGGAGUACGUGAUCAAAGUGAUGAUGGUCCAUCCUCUACAAGCGAUGUCCAAAUGGAUGAAGGAUAUUCAUCAUUACCGUUCAAAACACGUCCGGUCAAUGCUGAUAUGUUAUUGGCUCAUGCAACCAGUGAAGGAACCAAAGCGUGGCGUAAUGAAGACGAAGGAUCUUGGUUUAUUCAUCAUUUUUGUCAUGUGAUCAGAGAGGAUCGUGAGGAUCACCUGGUGGAGAUAUUGACAACUGUUAACCUUCUAGUUGCGCAAAGAGUUAGUUCAGAGAAGGGGGCAAAACAGAUGCCUCAACAAAUUACAAGUCUUACGAAAAAAUUGUUUCUGUGA
Saccoglossus kowalevskii is the source of this 429-nucleotide messenger RNA. RefSeq names its product caspase-3-like. Gene Ontology annotation, biological process: regulation of apoptotic process; proteolysis. The record is from RefSeq and is a predicted model, not a curated record. Lineage: Eukaryota; Metazoa; Hemichordata; Enteropneusta; Harrimaniidae. Gene Ontology annotation, molecular function: protein binding; cysteine-type endopeptidase activity.